Uranotaenia lowii is the source of this 2624-nucleotide messenger RNA. RefSeq names its product mucin-2-like. NCBI's taxonomy places the organism in Eukaryota, Metazoa, Arthropoda, Insecta, Diptera, Culicidae. Bases 400 to 2202 code for a protein of 600 amino acids. The record is from RefSeq and is a predicted model, not a curated record. The transcript is spliced from 2 exons.
AUUUGACCAGAGAACUGUUUAGUGGACAGUAGCACCUCACAGCUUAAAGCAAGAAUAAAAAAUACUCAUUAAUUAGUCAUUACCGUACGAAAAUUUGUCUCAGCUAGCGGGUUCCUCCAUCGAUCGCUGCCAAAGUGCAUCUCAACGAGCAGCGACAUUGGAGAAUACAAAGUUUCAACGGUCGUCCUGGUUCGCCAUCUGCGCGCCUAUCAUCGCACCGCCUAGGGGGCACUGUCCGUGAACGCUGUCCGAUCGAGCCUAGCUCGUGUUAUCAGCUGAAGCAGCGCUCACGUAAUUCUCCUUUAUCGGUAGACGCCAUUCGCGAAGCAUAUUCGGAUCGGUUAGUUCCAAAAGAAGACAGAUUUUUUUUAAGUUAGCAGUUGUGCAAAAAAUUUCGGGAUGAUCGGUGCCGCCGAUGGCAUCGAUAAAGGAGACGAUGGAGAAGGUGAAGAUCGGACGUCGACUGGUACCGGGAAGAAGAAACAAGGGAAAAAGAGGUUUAAUAUAAGGGGUGAGACAAUGCAACAGAACGAAAUAGGAAAGGUGGAUACAACCUUUCCGAAUGUGAAGCAAGAACAGCACAUCGAUAUCCAUUUGGAGGUGCAACAGAAGGAAUCUGGGAAGAAUGUGAUCGUUUAUAUGCUCGUAUUGCUGAUUUUUGGGAUAUUGAUAAUCAGUGGAGUGUUCUACUAUUCUCAAUACAAAGCCACUUUACCGGUUGAACUAAAAGCAGAGGAAGGAAUGAUUCCGGAGACUACGACGUUUUCGGUGCUGAAAUUUCUGGGAUUGGAUAGCAGUACACCAGGGCCAGGUGAUGGAGAGGAAGCCGUAACAAUUCCUUUCAAAAUCGAUGAAGUACAGGGCGUGAUUCAACUUUGGCCAACGGAAUCAAGUGGCUCAAUUUUACCGACUGAAGGCUCUGGUGGGAUGGUGACGACAUCUGUUGAAGAGGGUGGUGAAUCUACCGAAACGUCUGGUAGUGGGGAGAUACCCAGUGUUACGGAUAUAUUUGAGACCCAAUCGACCCCAGCAGAUGUUGUGGAAAGUACUGAUGAUUUCACCAUCGAUACUUCAGCAGAGUUAGAAAGUAGUGAAACUCCGUUGCAGCCAGGUUUGGUUACCUCGACUGUUGCAUUUACAGAACAAAAAACUUCUGCAACUGCUUAUCCGGAACAAAAACCAACUACAGAAGCAAUGACAUACAGUACAAGUACAGUCCCGAACUUACUAAACAAGAUUGAAGAAUUAGUGAACAGUACGAGUAUUACUAUGUCCACAACAACAAUGGAAACAACGACUAUGAAAGCUUCAACUUCCGUAAUCACUACCCCAUUAUCUAUAGAACCUCUUGAUUACGAUACAGAACUUUUAGCAACUUCACCGGCUCCUGAGUUGUCAAUACCAUCCAGCUUAACGACGCCCUUUUUAAGUCCUCUGGAAGCUUCAACGGCACCUAUGUCAUCUACAACAUCUGCACCGCCAACAACAACAGCAUUGAUGACAACAACACCAACAACAAUUAAGCAAACUACAAAGACAGCUACCGUGAAACCAAUAGUUACAACAACAACAACAAUGAAGACAACAACAACUACGGAGAAACCAACAACUACGGAACCAACUAGGAAACCUACAACAACAACCACUACAAAUGAACCUACAACAACAACGGAAAAACUUACAACAACAACGAAGAGACCUACUACAACAACAACAACAACGCAGAAACCUACAACAACAACGAAGAAACCUACAACAACAACGAAGAAACCUACUUCAACAACGGAGGUACCUACAACAAUAAUAACGAAGCAACCUACUACUACUACAACAACGAAAGAACCUUCAACAACAACAGCAACGAAGAAACCUACUACAACAACAACGAAGAAACCUACAACCACUACGAAGAAACCUACAACAACAACAAAGAAACCUACAACGACUACGAAGAAACCUACAACAACUACAAAGAAAACAUCGACUACGACCAAGAAACCACCUCCACCACCACCACCUCCUCCUCCUCCUCCUCCUCCUCCUCCUCCUCCUCCUCCUCCUCCUCCUCCACCACCGCCUCCGCCUCCGCCCCCGCCCCCGCCGCCACCGCCAAAACCACAAGGGAAAAUCAUUGUCACGGUUCACAGCCACGGCAGCGGAGGAGGUCACCAUGACGAUGAUGACUACUACGAUUGGUGGUGAGACUGCGUUGGUACAACCCCAAAAAUCCUAAAAAAGGUCGAGUUGGGAGGCAAAUUUUGAGGUGCUGACAGUGUGUGUGUAUAAUAAGAUAAAGUAUUUCUAGCUGUACUUAUUGUUAGGGAAUGUAAACUUACUGGUUAAUGGUGGUGAAUGUCGAGGGUUGCUGUGAUUUUGAGAAAUAUCCACAUCCGAGGUUGAAACUUCAACUGGAUAAUCAUUUGGAAUAGUUGUUGCUAAGCGGCCGUAGCAUCGAUUACUAUCUAAUGUCACGACCAAGCAAUGCCUACUAUGCCCAUUAGAUUUUCAAUUCUUCAAAUGACAGAAGCUUACAAUUACAAACAACUUUUGUUCUACGAAAAAGUUUAACCGCCGCACGCAGGAUUAUUUCGCCUAGCAACCUGGCCAAAACUCGAAAUUUCAAA